Molecule: messenger RNA, 1959 nt
Organism: Exophiala bonariae
Lineage: Eukaryota; Fungi; Ascomycota; Eurotiomycetes; Chaetothyriales; Herpotrichiellaceae
Exons: 3
Coding region: 1-1959 (652 amino acids)
Biological process (GO): positive regulation of cytokinesis; microtubule cytoskeleton organization; protein dephosphorylation
Cellular component (GO): spindle pole; spindle pole body; cytoplasm
Molecular function (GO): protein tyrosine phosphatase activity; protein tyrosine/serine/threonine phosphatase activity; protein serine/threonine phosphatase activity
Source: RefSeq, a predicted model, not a curated record
AUGGCGCCGACGAUGGCCCAUUCGGCCAGUUAUGGACAGGUCAUAGAGUACAUUCAAGAUCGAUUAUAUCUCGCCUCCUACACUCAAGCGCCCAACGAGCACACUCCAUUUCCCUAUCCUACAACGCAAGCAAAGAGAUCGCCACAUAAGAAGUCGUCGAGAGUCCAAAACACACCUUCAUCACCAGCUCUGCGCCCCCCACCUGUCUACUUCACAAUCGACGACACUCUCCUGUACAACGCUUUUCAUGCCGACUUUGGCCCGCUACACAUAGGCCAUCUCUACAGAUUUGCUGUUCAGUUUCACGAGAUCUUGGGUGACCCAGCGAAUAAUGACAAGGCUGUUGUUUUCUGGUCCAGAGCUGAUGCAAGAAGUCGUGCCAAUGCCGCAUGUUUGGUCGCGUGCUACAUGGUCCUGAUUCAAGCUUGGCCGCCUCACCUCGCUUUGGCCCCUAUUGCUCAAGCAGAUCCUCCCUAUAUGCCCUUCAGAGAUGCUGGCUACAGUCAAGCCGAUUUCAUUCUCAAUAUUCAAGAUGUUGUUUAUGGUGUGUGGAAGGCCAAGGAAGAGAACAUCUGCCAGUUGAAAGAAUUUAAUCUCGAAGAAUAUGAGCGCUACGAAAGAGUUGACAUGGGUGACUUCAACUGGGUUUCGCCCCAGUUUGUGGCUUUUGCAUCGCCACAGUCUGAGCCUGUCGCACCAAUUCCAGUCACCUCUCCAGCCUAUGAAACAUUACCAUCCUGCGUCCCCGAGAUUCAAGCUGCUAGGAUAAGUCAGCCUUUCAAGAACGUGCUCACUCACUUCGUCCAACGCGAUGUCGGUUUGGUUGUACGGCUCAACUCCGAGUUGUACUGUCCUACCUACUUCACCGCUCUCGGCAUCCAACACAUUGACAUGAUCUUCGAGGAUGGAACAUGUCCCGCUCUUCCUAUUGUGCGCAAAUUCAUCAAACUGGCCCAUGACAUGAUCGCCAAAAACAAAUCCAUCGCAGUCCAUUGCAAAGCCGGUCUUGGCCGUACUGGAUGUUUGAUUGGUGCAUAUCUCAUUUAUCGACACGGUUUUACUGCCAAUGAAGUCAUUGCCUUCAUGCGUUUCAUGCGACCAGGAAUGGUGGUCGGUCCUCAGCAACAUUGGCUGCAUUUGAACCAAGGUCAAUUCCGGGAAUGGUACCUUGAAGAUCAAUGGAAGGCCAAGAUGGAGUUGGCUAAGCCUUCUACUCCCCGAACAAUGUCAACGAAAACACCCAUGCGCAUUUCCAGUGGUGCCCAGACCGCAACUCCAAAUCGUUCCAGUGUGCAGAGAGCCGCUCUUGGAGAAAUUGAUGGUAACGAUGUCACAAAUGGUUCCUACCAAGAUGAAAACCUCCCUGCACCAACACCAGGUCAACCCAGAAAAUAUGCUCGUAUGGAUCCUAGAAACCAUCCUUAUGCGCGAUCAACAUCCAACUCCAUGCGUGUGAGUGGCUCAAAGAAUGAUGAGGCCCAUGUAUCAGAACAGGGCCAGAGCACUGGGGUGGACAGUGAAGAGGAAUUGAUUCUACAGAGGGCAGCUCUACGAAGAAGUCAAAGCCGAAGCCCCAGCAGUAAAGGAAAAGCCCGGAGUGUUUCAUACACCACUACGACGACAACAAUGACUAAGACGUUUGAUGUUGGCGAGUCAAUGGGUAUAUAUGAGGACGAGGCUGAGAUGAACUUCCAAAUGGAGGAUACCAACGCCAUCUGGGAUGAACUUGCUCAAGAACAAGAAAACUUGAAGCUCAGCACCAAGAGCGAGAAGGUACAUGUCGGAGGUAAACCAAAAACUCCACGAUCUGCCAGUGGUAUGGGAGCCAUGAGCGUUUCAAAAACGAGAUCUCUACGAGAAUCACCUCGACGAAGUGGUGCAGAGGACAAGACAAAGGUUCGCAAGACCAGUGGUCGGAUCGCAAGUGGAAGUCAUGGACCAGUGCCUGUCAAACGGUGA